AUGUUCAUCACUAACGAACACGUCGGGGACAGAACCCGUAUGGAAGAUUGGAGAAUUCGUGGUUACGAUCCUUUGACCCCUCCUGACUUGUUACAGCAUGAGUACCCAUUGACUCCGGAAUCACAAAAAACAAUUUUAAAAGGGAGAGACGACGCUGUCAAUAUCUUGAAUGGAAAGGACGACAGAUUAAUUAUUGUCAUUGGUCCUUGUUCCAUUCACGACCCAGCUGCUGCCUUGGAUUAUGCCGAACGUUUAUACAAGGAAUCUGAAAAACACAAGGGAGAAUUAUUGAUUGUUAUGAGAGCAUACUUGGAAAAGCCAAGAACUACUGUUGGCUGGAAGGGUUUAAUCAACGAUCCAGAAAUUGAUGGGUCUUUCCAAAUAAAUAAAGGGUUGAGAAUCGCCCGAAAGUUAUUUGUUGAUUUGACUUCUAAAUUGCCAAUUGCUGGUGAGAUGUUGGAUACUAUUUCCCCACAAUUCUUGUCUGAUUUAUUCUCGGUUGGUGCCAUUGGUGCCAGAACCACCGAAUCUCAAUUACACCGUGAAUUGGCCUCCGGUUUAUCCUUCCCUGUCGGUUUCAAGAACGGUACUGAUGGUACUUUGGGUGUUGCUAUUGAUGCCUUGAGAGCUGCUUCCCAUCCACAUCAUUUCCUUUCAGUCACUAAACCUGGUGUUGUUGCAAUUGUGGGAACUGACGGAAACCAAGACUGUUUUGUCAUUUUGAGAGGUGGUAAAAAGGGUACUAAUUACGAUGAAGCAUCUGUCAAGGAAACUCAAGAACAAUUGCUCAAGGCUAAAGUAGUUACUGAUGAAAAGCCAGGACCAAGAAUAAUGGUUGAUUGUUCUCAUGGUAACUCCAACAAGGAUCACAGAAAUCAACCUAAGGUAGCAGCCGAGGUUGCCAGACAAAUCGCCAAGGGUGACAAGUCAAUCUGUGGGUUGAUGAUUGAAUCAAAUAUCAACGAAGGUAGACAAGAUGUGCCACCUGCUGAACAAGGAGGUAAGGCUGCCUUGAAAUACGGAUGUUCCAUUACUGAUGCUUGUAUUGGUUGGGAUUCAACUAUAGAAGUAUUGGAUGUAUUGGCACAAGCUGUCAAAACCAGAAGAUCUUUAUAG
Messenger RNA from Spathaspora passalidarum NRRL Y-27907, 1116 nucleotides. It is a transcript of the gene ARO3, whose product is annotated as 3-deoxy-7-phosphoheptulonate synthase. The coding region runs from base 1 to 1116 and encodes 371 amino acids. The transcript is spliced from 2 exons. NCBI's taxonomy places the organism in Eukaryota, Fungi, Ascomycota, Pichiomycetes, Serinales, Debaryomycetaceae. Gene Ontology annotation, molecular function: 3-deoxy-7-phosphoheptulonate synthase activity. Gene Ontology annotation, biological process: aromatic amino acid biosynthetic process. Gene Ontology annotation, cellular component: cytoplasm. The record is from RefSeq and is a predicted model, not a curated record.